CUUGGCGCGCGUGGGCAGCGUGAGCCGAAGAAGACGCUGUGUUCAAAAACGCUCUUGGGAAAGCCACGCUGAGAUGGAGACCAGCUCAAAGCAGUUUCCUUCACACUUGGGGUUAGCUCUCAGGCAGUGGAUGAAGCGGUCUGUAAUGGCACAGGUCCCAGUGGACAACCCGUUGCAGACGUGUGUUUCUUAAGUGGCUUGUGUUUUUAAUACAGUCUUGUAACGUAGCUAGGCUCAGGCACUCCCUAGAUGCAAUAAAAACGAAACUGUUUGUGUGUGAUGUGACUUGUUGCUUCAUUUGGAUGUUUGACCGUCACUGUGCAUAGUGGUGUGACUUAGAUAAGUUUCACAAUAGGCUUUGUUCACAUUCACCAGCUGAAGUUUGCUUGUUCAGUCAGAUUUGGUGACAUUUGCUUCCAGAAUUUGCUGAUAUGUAGUAGGCUUAGAGUCGAUCUGGCAAUGUUUCUGGCUGCCACACAACCCCAAAGUAUAGUAUUUCCAUCCCCAUGCUUAACAGCUGACAAAGGGGAGGUUACUAGGCACUGACUUGGUACCAAGAUGUUGCACAUACCACACAUUUUUGUAAAUAACUUCAAUCGGAAGUACAUAACUUGUACAUAACUUCUUUUCACUUCAAAAAACAACAAAAUAUGCAGUGAUUAUGGAUGGGGAUGAGAUGGAGAUUAGCAAAGAGGAGCUCCAAAAGUGGAUCAGAAAGAAGGUAAAGAAGAAUGACCUGGUUUCCCCAGAUGUGCUAAAGAAAUACAGUCUGCUGCAGUCACUGCUGGAAAGGAGGGAGAAACAGGCUGCCCACCUCCUGAAGCUCUGCGAGUCUGUGGCAGCAUGUGAAGCGACUGUGAAGAAACAAUACUUGUUGCUAGGGUGGGAGUACAGAGACACAGAUUCUGAUGAUGAUGAUGAUGAUGAUGAUGAUGAUGAUAAUAUGAGUGGCUGUGGACGUACACCUCUAUCCCUAUCUGAGUCCGUUCGCUCCGAGUCUCAAGUCUGCCCCCCUCCAGCUACUAAUGGUUGUACUCGUCUGUUACCAAAUCUGCUGGACAGUGAAACUCUGAAUAGAGACGAUGGCAAAAAAAGUUCUUGUACUCUAAUAAAGGAAUCAGUGGUGGUCUUGACCAGACUGCCUGCAUCUAAGAUCAGAGCUCUACGUCCACCACCAUCUCUAAAGCACCAGAGUGAAGAUGAACCCUCAAACAAUUCGGAUUCUGAUGUACAGCGGGUACCAGAAGAUGACUUCUCUCCCUCAAGUUUUAAGUCUGGGUCAAAUAAGCGGAGGAAAGUAGAUCGAAUGUGGAAUGAAACACCUGCUAAGAAUGGGGCAACGCCUAAAGCCAGGACAAGCUCUGAUGCUGAGAGCAAUGCAGCGAAAGAAAAAACAAAAGCACCCCAAGCUAAUAAAAAACCCAAAGACAAGAGCAAGUCAACAACAACAACAACAACAACACCACCACCAGCUGACGACAAUGUCACAGGAGCAAGCCGUGUGUGCAUACUAUCAGCUCUUCGCCAAUCCACGGACAAAGCCACCAAGACCCCUCCUAGCGUGCCACAAGGCGAGCUCCGUGUGUCCAUGAGGGUCCUGGCCAGGAGGAGGGCCAUGAGCUGGCAAAGUGGGAGAAUCGUGGAAAUACUAACAAAGGAAGAUGGUAGGUUGAAAUACAAGGUUCAUUUUGAAGAGAAGGGGAAGAGCCUUGUGUCUGGUCACCACAUCGCCUUUGAUUGUAUGCCAAAGGUGGAGCAUCUGUUUGUCGGUGCUCGUGUGGUGGUCAAGUAUCAAGCAGACCAGUCCCACUUCUCCCCCGGCGUCCUGGCAGAGCUCCCCAGCAGGAAAAACCAAAUGAGGUUCCUGGUCUUUACUGAUGAUCACACACCGGUCUAUGUCGGCUUACCUUUGUUUCACAUGGUGUCCAGACCAUUGACAGAUCCUUGGGACGAUAUUCCAGAUGGCGCCCACAAGGAUUUCAUGAAGGAGUAUUUGAAGAACUGGCCUUACCCACCCAUGACCCAGUACAAGGUUGGACAGCUAAUUAAUGUAGAAUUUAAUGGAGUCCAGCAGAAGUGUGAGGUGCAGGUGACCGACUGCAGCUUGAUAAAGGUUGUUUUUCAGGAAGAUCAACAUAAGGAGUGGAUCUACCGAGGCUCCACGCGCUUGGAGCACAUUAUUAAUAUGAGGAAGCAUUUGGAUUCAAAAAAAAAGAACUCGGAGAAGAAAAAAUCUACAGGCAAUCUCAGGCAGCGGAAAGCUUAAUUCUUACUGUAAAACAAAAUAUUCAGUUAUUUGAGUUAUUCCCAGUCUUAUUUGUCUCCUGUAUUUCUCCGUCUUGUGUCCUUCAGUAUGGUGAAGAACUUGAUUGUGACCACUUUGCAACAAAUCACCUCACAGCCCAUCAAUGUUUGUGCAGGCUCGAUUGGGAUGAUGGACUGGACUCUCAUGUGCUGCUAAUGCUUUUGCCUUGCUGGAGUAUCUGAAAACUGUCAGACACUGAGAUUAUUUGUAUCAUAGUUUUUGUGUUCUUAAAUGAAAAUAAAUUGUCUAAUUUUCUACAAGCUAUUUGGCCGUGUUAACUUAUGAGGGAAGCAGUAACUAUUUUAGCUGUAUGUAAACAUAAAAAGUACAAACCAUGGAAGCCAAUCUCAAAAAUAAUGUUUAAUCCAAAUCUUUACAGCUAAAUCAAAAUUAAGACAGCAAGGUGGGGAACUGCCCAGGGGUCCCCGAAAGCUGCAGGUUUGUUACUCUAUUUCUAUCCGCAUAAUUUGAUUAAUUGCAAAUUUGUAAAAAAUUUCCACCACAUAAGUUUCCAUCUUGUGGCCCCCGUCUGAUGAGGGACCUUGUCUCAUAUAGUUUUAAGACCUUGAAUGUGUUAGUUUAUAUUGAUCUCCUUUGUUUUAAAGUUGUAUUUUAUUAAACUGCUUUAAUAUUU
This is a messenger RNA of Seriola aureovittata, 2939 nucleotides long. RefSeq names its product histone-lysine N-methyltransferase SETDB1-B-like. Gene Ontology annotation, biological process: heterochromatin organization; negative regulation of gene expression. The transcript has 9 exons. NCBI's taxonomy places the organism in Eukaryota, Metazoa, Chordata, Actinopteri, Carangiformes, Carangidae. Gene Ontology annotation, molecular function: histone H3K9 methyltransferase activity. The record is from RefSeq and is a predicted model, not a curated record. Gene Ontology annotation, cellular component: nucleus. Bases 662 to 2266 code for a protein of 534 amino acids.